Tachysurus vachellii is the source of this 501-nucleotide messenger RNA. RefSeq names its product interferon a3-like. The transcript is spliced from 4 exons. Gene Ontology annotation, cellular component: extracellular region. Bases 1 to 474 code for a protein of 157 amino acids. Lineage: Eukaryota; Metazoa; Chordata; Actinopteri; Siluriformes; Bagridae. Gene Ontology annotation, biological process: defense response. The record is from RefSeq and is a predicted model, not a curated record. Gene Ontology annotation, molecular function: cytokine receptor binding.
AUGGAGCUGUUGAGAUUUGUGUUCGUGUUGGUGUUGAGUCUGUGUGUAGCCGCAGCUGCGCCAUCCUGCAUUUGGACACACUUCAGACUCCCAACGCUGAACAAAAAGAGCAUUGGACUGCUGGAGAGCAUGAAUGAAAACUUGCUCCCGAUUUCUCUUGAAGCGUUUAAUGGAGUCGCCAAAAUCUUCAAUAACAACCACACAUCAGUCACAUGGGACACAAACAACCUGAGUCUCUUCAAGACCAUCAUCGAUAGACAAGUGGACAAUCUGCAGAAAUGCGUAGGGAAACAGGUCCAGACAGUGAUGGAUAAAUCUGCGAGCAACAGCACUGAUACACUCAGGUCCUAUUUUGUAAAACUGGAAGAGCGACUGAAAGAGCAGGAGUUCAGCUCAUGCGCCUGGGAGAUAGUGAGAAAAGAGGUGCUGGAUAGUCUCGAGACGUUGCAGACUUUCAUAGAGAGCAAGAACUGAAGUGGACCAGAGACCAACAAAACUUCU